AUUUUGAGGUCUAGCUAAUUUGGCUUCAUUUUGGUUAGAAAAGUAUGCAGAACAUUGCGGUUACAACAUCAUCACAUAAUCAAAGCCAUAAUCAGACUCCUUCACCAACAGACGCAGAUUCUUCUAAGCUGUUCUGGCUUGCACACGAAAAUGACUGGCCCUCAGCGCAACCCAUUGUUGAAAAUAAUCCUGAUAUUGUACGUAUUCCGUUGACUGAAAGAGGCGACAGAGUUCUUCAUGUAGCAGCAUAUGCAGAGAGCACUACUUUUGUGGAAGAAUUGGUUAAGCUCCUAGUUAACCUUGAGAGGCCAAGAGACCUGUUAAUACCAAACUCUGAUGGGAUGCUUCCAGUUCACUUGGCAGUUUUAACUGGCAACCAAAAAAUGGUGCUACAUUUAUGCUCUUGGCGAGUUCUUGACGUUAUGGUUUACCAGGAUAUUAAAAAACUCUUUUUUAUGAGUAUUAGAAACAACAUGUUUAAUGCAGCACUACAAAUAUUUGGUAACAAGAUGGGUUCAUUAUCCAUUGCAAGAUAUGAAGAGGGAGAAGAGAGGCUAACAGCAAUGCAUAUGUUGGCGCGUAAGCCUUCAGAAAUUCUAAACAUGAAAUCAGAGGAGGACGACAAUGGCAAAGGAGUAGAAGCGGAUUUUGGAUUGUUCUUCGUGAUAUGGACUCAGAUUAGUACAUUGCCAAAGGAAGAGAUUUUGGAGUUGAUCACUCAACCCUCAGUAGUGUUGUUUGAUGCAAUAAAAUCAGGACACGACCUCGCUGUGAAACUGCUUCUUUCUCUAAAUCCUCGACUAUUCAUAAAAGACCCCAAAAAUGGACAGAAUCUAGUGCACUUGCUUGUUCAAUAUCGACAUUUUGAUUACUUUCGGUUUAUAGAUUUUAAGAGAGAGGAGACAAUACGAGCAGUGGACAUUGAAGGAAAUAGUGUUCUACACAUGGCUGCGCAUCUACCACUUCAAUUCCAGGUAUUAUCAGGUUUAAGAGCAAGCAUUCAAAUGCAAAAAGAGCUUGCAUGGUUCAAGAAAGUGGAAAAAGAGGUUCCUAGUGAAUUAAGGAGUAUGAGAAACAAGAAGGGGAAGAGACCUAUUGAUGUAUUUUAUGAUGAACACAAGAAGUUAUCUGAUGAGAUCAAAGAAUCUGCAAAAGGAAUAGCGAAUUCUGGAAUGGUUGUGGCAACACUUGUUGCUACAGUAGCGUUUGCAGCUGCUCUGACGGUUCCAGGUGACAAGAAAAGUGACUGGUUCGUUGUCUUCAUCAUCACAAAUUCAAUUGCAUUAUUCAGUUCUUCUGCUUCUAUACUCUCUUUCUUGUCAAAUUUUACUUCUUCAAGAUUUGCAGAAAGUGAAUUUGUGAUAUCGUUACAUCCUAGCUUGACUUUUGGACCUGCUUUACUAAUAAUCUCUGUUGCUGCUAUGGUUGUGGCUUUCAUUGCAACAUCUUUUCUGAUAUUUGAAGACACAAGGAAGUGGGUUUCUUAUGUAGUGGCUACAAUGGGGGUUUUCCCAUUAAUCUUGUUUCCUCUUUUUCAAUUUAGCUUAUUCGACGACCUCAUUUGGUCUAGAUGGUAUCGUCCCGAAGAGUCCAUGGUUCCUGUCUUCACCACAUUGUAUAUGUUUAUGAAGCAAUUAUUAAAGUUUGUUCGCAACAAACCUUCAUAUUCAAAUCCAAAUCCAAAUCCCUUUGACGUUAUCAAGCAUGUAGCACCGAAUACGCACAUGGUGCCUCUCCAUGGAGCCUUCAAAAACAACAUUCCGUAAAUGUAUCUGGUUGUAAAUUCAAAUGUGUGUUUAAGUAUAAUGUAUUUUACUUUUAUAUUUACAUUAUAAUUGUUUACAAAU
Messenger RNA from Vigna radiata var. radiata (mung bean), 1847 nucleotides. RefSeq lists its product as uncharacterized. Bases 45 to 1766 code for a protein of 573 amino acids. NCBI's taxonomy places the organism in Eukaryota, Viridiplantae, Streptophyta, Magnoliopsida, Fabales, Fabaceae. The record is from RefSeq and is a predicted model, not a curated record. The transcript is spliced from 5 exons.